Brenthis ino (lesser marbled fritillary) is the source of this 1077-nucleotide messenger RNA. Lineage: Eukaryota; Metazoa; Arthropoda; Insecta; Lepidoptera; Nymphalidae. The record is from the annotation of a GenBank genome assembly.
AUGCUUUCUAUUUUUUAUUUCCAGCGGCGUCUAACCCAAAAAUACAGUAUAGCUGUGGGAGUCCCAACCCUUGUGAUCCGGGGUCGGGCAGUCCGAGACGCUCUACUCAGUGACCCUAAAGGCGAGAGGUUUCCAUGGCCCGCGCCGCCUUUAGAUGAAGUCCUGAGAGGAGUGGAGUUAGAAGGAGAACAGAAGAAAAUGUACGAAGAUCUUCCUCCGGAUGCUGUCAGAGUAUUCUAUUUUGCUGCGCAUUGGUGUCCUCCAUGUCGGUCGUUUGCACCGGGCCUUUGCGCGGCGCUGUCGGCCGUGCGCAAGCGCAGGUCGAAGUACGCCAACACUCAGCUUAUAUUGGUGUCUAGUGACAGAUCAGAGCAAUCGUACGCGAGAACGCUUUCAUCCAUAUCAUCUGCCAACGCGCUGUCAGUGCCGUGGUCUGCCAAUGAAACAAGAUUGGCAUUGCCAGGCGCUUUAGGUGUGGCUGGGAUCCCCGCACUAGUCAUAACGGAUGGCACUGGCAAAGUUUUGACUACGAAUGGCAGACAGUAUCUUGCUGCUGACCCAUUGGGAUUGAACUUCCCGUGGGCCCAGCGUCCAGUGUCGGUGCUAAGCGAACAAGCUCUACUGAAAAUGGCGCGUCACCCGGCCGUCGUGCUUUUUACUGACGACGAAGACGGUGAAAUCGAGUUCUCCGAAUCAGUACUAACGCCAUCAGCAGAAUCAUACUAUGAGGAAUGCAGCAUACAGUACCCUGGCUUUUGUCCCUAUCAGAACUCCUCGGACGACGAGACCAUGGACUUCGACUACAUCACCAAGACCUCGAGAAUGAAAAAGAAAUCUUUCAAACACGUCAUGUUCUACAUUGGCAUCGAUGGAACAGACAGUGCCGAUAUGAUCAGAGAACACAUCGGCUUAGAUGACGCCGUGCCAUUACUAACUGCUAUAGAUUUUCCAAAACAACGUAUGGUCACCAUGAAAUAUGGCGACGAAAUAACAACCGAUUCGGUGCAAAAUUUUGUCGAUGCCUUUCUAAGUGGCAACGCUGAUUUUAAACCCUUAAAGCCUUAUUCCGAAAAAUGU